CAGUAAAUAGGCAUGUCUGAGUUUGGAUAGCUGGUUUGACAACGCUGAGAUGAGAUUAAACAUUUCUGUCUGUCUGCGUUAGUACAAAGUUACAAUAGUUCAUCGAAUCGCUGAGCGUUCAAUAUAGAAUAAAUUUAUGGUUAUCGAACAAGUCCAAAUAAAGUAGCUCGGUGCCAUCGAUAUACUUAUGUACAUACAUUGGUCUUAAGAAUUUUACAGAUUAAUUAACCACCUCCGAUCUUUUUUGUGUCUGGCAAAUGUUUGCCGUUUUAUUUUUGCUAAGAGGAAGUUUCUACUCCGACGCUUCUAAUUUGUACAAAGCUAAAGGGCUAAUUACAUGGAAUAAGGUCUAAAUAAUUUAUCUUCAAAGCUUAAGUGCUAAUUACUCGAAUACAUUUGCCUACACUUAAAAACUACUUGCUUUAGUAUGUCUCAAUGCUUAAAAUAUGAUUGCUGCAUAUAAUUGCAAAGUAACCGAAUUGAAUCCUUUUUUUUUUAAGAAAUUCAAGGUCUAAUCGAAGGCGGAAACAACAACCUUUGGUGGAGUAAAACCCGGAGUCAUUCCGAUACGGAGACCCGGCUUCACGUACGUUGAAUACUGCUUGAUAUUGGCGUACGACAAUGGAAUUUAUGGUCUGUGUUCAAAAUAAACGGCACUACCGACGGAUGUUACUUCCCUUCCGCUCGCAUGCAUACAACCGCAAUUGUUAAAAAAAAAGUGGAUAGCAUGUAACAAAGUCCUCGAAUAACUCUCGAUAGUACUUGGCGCAAAGACAAAAUGCAUGUUUUUGGCAACAUACAUAAAUAUAAGGCAAUCGACCGUCCGUUUCUAAACUAUACUGCGCUUGUUUAGUAACCGGUGAUUACACCGGCUACUGACAUCGAUGAACAUCACCUACAUACAUACAUAAUGAGGCCUCUAUGCUCCACGUCAAGGAACGCAUUGUAAUUUUAUGCGCAGAAAACAGUUCCUGUUUCUGGAAGCGGAAAUCACAGACGAGAUCCGGACAUACAUAUAUACCCGUACAUCACACAACUCCUAGACCGGACGUUGAGCGGACCUCCACAUAUACAACACAUGUCCGGGGGGAACGGCUCCCCACACGUCACCAAACACCUUUCACUUCACUAGAGAAGAGAGAGAAGUAUAGGGGUCGCAUUGAGAAGAGGAAGUAGAAGAUACAGUGAGAAACAGAGAGAGAGAGAUAAAGUGAGAUAUAAUGGUAUUGAGGAGAGUGAAGAAGCCAGAAGAAAAAGAAGAGAAAGAGAGAGAAGAAGGAUGAGGAGAGAGAGAAGAAGAGUGAGGGGAGAGAAGAGAAAAGAGAUGCGAGGAAAAUGGAGAAGACAGGGAAAUAAACAUCGAGGCGAGAGAACAAGAGUGGAGUGAGAAGAGGACAGUAUAGAAAAAAGAGGACAGAGAAGAGAAUAAAAGAAGUGAGGAGAUAGAAGGCGGUCGUGAGGGAACGUAGAGAAGAAGGAGAAAAGGAAGAGAAUUGAACUUUUCUUCGAUAGCCCGCAGUCCAAAAUCCUAAACUGAACGUUUCUUUAUCUGUGAACAACUCAGUGAGAGGGCAGGACCAGGAUGAAUUUAUUUACAUCUUCUUUGAAUUUGCCCUGUUUCUUGAAGAUAUGUAUUUUAAACGGGAUACAGAGUCCCAGGGUCGGUACUUUGCUCUCACGCACGAAUUACCUAAUCAAUACGCAACGCGGCUCUGAGUCCUAUCGUAUUAGGAGCGCUUCUUUUUACCAGCAUAUCAACAAAAAAAUCGAAGAACUUGAUGAAAAACAAAAAAAUGGCGAAACUACUGAGUAUAUGGCAAAUGGUGACGAAGGCAAAUCAGCGCUGAAUGGUGAUCCUGCGCUGAUAGAAUCCCUACAAGUGGAAGACAAUGCGCCCACUCAUGAACUUCUUUAUGAGGGUAGUUUGGAGCAGGAGCGGGAAUCCGCCUUUCAACUCACCAAUAUGGGUUGCUAUAUUUGUCAGAUGAAUUUUGGCUCACCUACUAGCUUUGAAGAGCAUGUGGAAGAACAUGGCGAUGAAUCAGAUUUUAAGUUGCUCAAGGACUAUUUUAAAAGUGUUCGGCCAGUAUUUGAACUCUCCUAUAAUGUUUGCAAAAACUCGCAUUAUUUUCGUUUUAAUUUGGUCUCGAUAAGACGGAAUAUUGUCAUUGAGAAGUUGGUGAUUGUGCAAACGCGUACCUUCUAUUAUGUGCACAAUACACGUGUGCCAUAUGCGUUGGGUGCAGAUCGCAAAGAUCAUUUUUUCGUCGAUUGUCAUCUCUUUCGCAAAGGUGUUGUGCAGCCGAUUGUUGUGGUAUUCCAUGAUAAGUUCAACAAGCAGAAGCGUUAUGUGGAGCAGCAUCAUUUUUGUCGCGUCGAAGAGUUCCCUGUGGUCAAGUUAAGCAUCAAUCCAUGCCGUUUACCAAAUAAAAUUAAAUUUAAACCAAUGUUUAAACUUCCCCAGUAUAUGCCGCCAGUUGAAAUUCGUCGCGCUCUUCAAACGGAUUUCAUUGAAGAACCACUUUCACAACUUUCCAAUGAUUUUAGACAAUAUUUAGAUAAUAAAAAAACCUUGACCCAACAAAAUGUACGCGAUGUAUUGUUGAAGCUUUUACAAAUCGAAGAUUGGGAUACAAUGCGGGAAUACUCGAGCUUGGUGCAACGUAAUGUUAAGUUGCGUAAAUACGAAAACGAUUAUAUUGUUAAGCCAAAGACACCGAAGCAUAUCCGCUUCGAGAAUAUAGUUUUUCCCUAUGACGAUGUAAUUGUGCUACCCACCGAUGAGGGCAAUACUAUACCAAACACAUUGGACGGCUUAAUGAACAGAAUGGAACAAUUGGCUGAGGAACCUGGUAGUCAAAAUCAGUCGGAAAAGAAAAAAACAAAAAGCUACCUCGGCCAAAUUGAAUGCAUUUCAUACGGGCGAGUAACGUUCAAAUGCGACAAAAAAAUACCAGAUGACAAAACAUAUACAAUACUCUUUCGACCAUCGCGUAUGGUGUUGCGCUAUCAAUAUCGCGCCUUAGAACAGUUGGUAGCUAUGCCGGCGGACAUACUAAAAAAAUUUCUCUUCCCCGAGCAAGUUAGGAUUCGGGAAUUGCCAGCAUUGUGGUUGAAUCUGCGUAACAAAAGUAUCUACAAGAAUCCAGAACAAUUGCAGGCCAUACAGUGUGUGGUGAAUAAUAGUGUAGAGAAAAUGGCGCCUUACAUUAUAUUCGGACCUCCAGGUACCGGCAAGACAACAACGUUGGUUGAAGCCAUUUUGCAAAUCUACAUACUCCAGCCACAGUCACGCAUACUUAUUACAGCGGGCUCAAAUGGCGCAUGCGAUGAAAUUGCGUUACGUCUCUGCAAUGUGCUGGCGCCAAUGAAUGAAACACAAACGAUAACACGCAUCUAUUCGCGCGCAUAUGAGCAACGUUCGGAAAACAUCAACGAAUUGCUGUUGGAAUACUCCAAUUUGUAUGCGGAUCAUUUUUUGCCUGAUGUGAAAGUGUUGCACGCAUAUCGUAUUGUUGUAUGUACGCUAAGCAUUGUGGGGCGCUUGGCCACGGGCAAAUUUGGCAAAGAAAUCGAUGGUAGUGGUGUGUUUACGCAUGUUUUCGUUGAUGAGGUGGCCGCUUCUACAGAAACCGAAACUUUGGUGGGCAUUAUGGCAACACUUAGUGCGCCAGCAAGUUUGGUAAUCUCUGGCGAUCAUCGUCAAUUGGGUCCAUUAUUGAAUUCCAAACGUGCUGCAGAUCUGGGUUUGGAGGUGUCAUUGAUGGAGCGCCUACUCGAACGUGAUUGCUAUCGCGUCGAUUUGGAUGGCAACUAUAAUCGACAAAUACAAACACGUUUAUGUCGCAAUUUCCGUUCACAUCCGGAAAUAGUUAAUUUGUAUAGUGAAAUGUACUAUGAAGGACGAUUGAAGGCGGAGGCCGAGCCAGCCGUUCAGCAGCUAUGCCGCGACUGGCAUCGAUCUCCCAACGCUGAAUAUCCGAUUAUUUUUCAUUCUAUUUUUGGUCCCGAACAACGUGAAAAUAAUUCCACAAGUCUAUAUAAUCUGCUCGAGAUUACCACCGUGAUGGACUAUGUGCGCGAUCUACUGUAUUUCGGCAUUAAGGGCCACAAGAUCACACAGAGUGACAUUGGUAUUAUAACACCAUAUAAGAAACAGUAUAUGCGCAUUCAGGACGAAUUAAAUCUACGCAAUUGGUAUCAAGUCGAAACGGGCGCAGUUGAAUCCUUUCAAGGCAAAGAGAAAAACGUUAUAAUUGUAUCUUUCGUACGUUCGUUCUCCAAGACACUGGGUUUCCUGGAUAGUCCAAGACGUUUAAAUGUAACGCUCUCUCGUGCUCGUUCAAUUCUCAUACUAAUCGGAAAUCCGAGAACUUUGAGUCAAAAUGAAGACUUCAAGCAUAUUAUUGAGCAGUGUCAACUGCAUAACACCUUGGUUGGUGCCUCCUACCAUGAAGAUGGCCCUUCAGUGCAGAAGGACAAAUCCAACAACGGGCAAAUGCAGCAGCUAGCAAUAUCCAUGGAAAAGUUGAAUGUUAACAAGAAGAAUAUUGCUGAUGAUGACAGCAAAAAUGGUGCCAAAUCUAAGGCAAGAAAUAAAAAGAAAAGGCAGAAGAAGGCCAAGAAGAAUGCUAUCGGUGACGCACAAGCGAAUGAGAGGGCAUCCGAUGCUGCCAAUGAAGCUCUGAAGAGUAAGAAUAGCAGUGCAUUCAAAACUGCAAAGCCUGCAUCCGCUGAAAAACAACGCCAAACAUUUACUCUUUACAAAGACCUUUAUUUAUCUAACGAGCGUUGUGUGCGUGAAUCCGCCACCACUGGCACUAUAAGCAACAAUAGCAAUGCCCAAAAUAAUAAAUCAGAAAUUGAAGACCUCUUCCCAGGACUACCACGUGUACCGCAACAACACGAUUUUGAAAUAAUCAACUUGCCCCCUCAGCCCAACACUGUUGAUGAGGACUUAGAUCAAAUUAUAAAACGGUUGAAUUUACUGAAAAGAAAAUCGAAGCCGUCCAAGCAAACAUUUGUGCCAGCAACAGCAGACAUGACCGCAAAAGGCGCAAAUGUAAUGAACCCAGCAAGAAGCCAGACGACUACAGCGGCAGCAGCAGGAUAUACUAACAGUAACGUAGAGCGGCGUUAUACUUUAUCGAAUUUGCAUAGCAUCAAUGAAAGGGCUACAAAUGUUACGGCCACUCAGAGGCCAGAAAAUUAUAGUGUCACGCCUACGAUUAGAACUGAUGGAAUUCCUACUAUGAAUUCAUCCGGUGCUCAGACACUACACAUCGACGCCAGAGUAUCUACUGUCGCUUCGCCUACGCCUACUGCAAAUGCUGGUGUUACGCCGGCUCGGUGUCAGCCUGUAUACGCAAACGGUCCCAUAACAUUCAGGGAGGAUCUUAGGCGUUCCGGUACUACAAGUAAUACUGCCACUGCUAGUGAACGUGCACCUGCCUCUUCUGCUCCUUCGACUCCGUUAAGGUCACAAGCCAACGCCAGAGUAUUUGUUGGACAUGCAGAAUAUCCAACGUCUCCGAGAUACGUACAAACUCGCACAGAGCCGCCAAAGUCUUCGAAGAAGAGCUGCGUAAUUGCUUAGCAAAUGGAACUUCCAAAUAGCAUUUAUUUUUCAUUUCAUUGUUAUUAUUAUUUCAAUUAUGCAAAGUUUUUAGGCAAAUGCGAUUGUUGCAUUUUGCUUUGAACUUUGCUCGUAGUUUUGUAGUUUCGAUGACUCGUAAACGGCGAAAGGGGAAAAAUGUUUUAGGGAAUAGCGAGAAUAGCCAGAAUUGAGCUUCAUGUUCAUGUAUGUGGACGUGUUAUCUUUCUUGCUAAUCGUAUGUAAGUUGUUCCCGAAUUUUAACUUUUUUCUUUUUCCUUUAACUUGCCGUCUUUUCUGAGGAAUUGAUUCUACAAAAAUAACUCAUUACCGCGUAAAAUUUUACGCCAUAUAAGCUUGUGAACUGUGAUAUUCACAAGCUAAUAGCUAUAAGUUUGGGGCAGUGGGAUUUUUAUUUUUUGCUGCCUUUCGUUGGAUCCCGAGAAGUUAUAAUAAUUUGGGUCUGCUCGUGAAGCCUUCGGGAUAAUUUGAAUAUUUACUUUAUUAAUUGUCAUUGAAUAAUAUUUUGUGUGGAAACCACCGAAACAAUGUCAGUCGAACCGUUAAAUUUAGAGAUGUCGAGAAAAGGGAAAUGUGUACACUGGUUUUGUGAUUGCAAGAUGUAUUUGAGGGUGUAAUAUCGUUUAUUUUCUUCCGAGUCUCAAGCGCCAAAUUUCACUGGCUCUUAAAUCAUUAGAGAGGGCUAAGCAUUAGCUGGUGGUCUGUUCGCAUGCAAAAGCAAACUAUGUGUUUUCCUUGUGAGAACUUUUUAUACUUGCUUAAAAAAUAACCAAUGCAAAUUUUUGAAGAGUUGCUAUUAAGUAUUUCAAGUAUUCAUACUCAGGGUACUUGAGAUAAUUUUUCUUUUGGCACUUUUUUUUUUGACACUGGAAGCCAGUCCUUCAAUGUUUUUUUUACAUUUUCGCACUGGCGUAAAUGCUAAUUUUGCUGAAAUAGUUCUCCAUUUGCCUAAAAUGUGUGGAAUCUUUCUCUAGUCUAAAGCUCUAUUGCUCUCAACGGCUAGAUAUUUGAGUUAACAGAUGUUUGGAAAGCAUACUUUCUUAAUAAAAUUGGUUUAAACCCUGGUUGUCUUAUUUUUUUUUGCUCUGACAUGCCUGAGAAUUAUGCCUUUUGGUUUUAUAGCCGUUCGAUUUACCACUUCUCUAAAAUGCAAAAGAAUCGAAUAUAUAACUGGUCUAAUAGGCGGCAUAAAAGGUGCGUCUGGCUCGCAAGUCAUUUGUGUACGUGUUGACUCGCCUUCGCCUACACACAGUUGAAUCAUUCUGUUUCAUGCCAAGAGUCAUGUCGGUGUAACUAACACAUUUAUUUUCACAAAUACAUCCAAACCGACUCGCAAGUCAGACACACUGUGUAUGCCGCCUAUAAUGGCUUAAGUGCGGUAAGGUAAUAUUAAAUAUGAGCUGAAACGUAAAAUAUGUUUUAAAUAAAACGGCGGUUCUUCGCCUCAUACAAAUUUUGCAAUCACAAAAUAUUCUCUCUUUAAUGCUGAAAAGGUAUUUGUAUUAUUCAUUUUGCCCAAAAUUCCUUUAAAAUGUUCGGGUUUUAACUGGUCUAAAUUAAACAACUUUUUUAAAAUUAAAGCAAUUUUUAAUGAUUACACUCGACUUAUAAUUUGUUUUAAACCUUAAUAAAACUUGUCUUAUUGCUCCUUUGAACUGGUCUAAUUUUUUUUUUAAGACGAUUCUGUUUUUUAGCAUAUGCUUUGUUUAAAUAAGAAAAAUAGGAGCCCAAAAAAAUAAUUUGUAAUUGGUAUAAUUUUUCAACUCAAUUUCCGGUUG
Molecule: messenger RNA, 7392 nt
Organism: Rhagoletis pomonella (apple maggot)
Lineage: Eukaryota; Metazoa; Arthropoda; Insecta; Diptera; Tephritidae
Product: putative helicase MOV-10
Exons: 8
Coding region: 1583-5596 (1337 amino acids)
Biological process (GO): regulatory ncRNA-mediated post-transcriptional gene silencing
Cellular component (GO): cytosol; P granule
Molecular function (GO): RNA binding; 5'-3' RNA helicase activity
Source: RefSeq, a predicted model, not a curated record